This is a messenger RNA of Perca flavescens (yellow perch), 2659 nucleotides long. RefSeq names its product zinc finger, matrin-type 3 (gene zmat3). The record is from RefSeq and is a predicted model, not a curated record. Bases 485 to 1972 code for a protein of 495 amino acids. Gene Ontology annotation, molecular function: zinc ion binding; nucleic acid binding. The transcript has 6 exons. NCBI's taxonomy places the organism in Eukaryota, Metazoa, Chordata, Actinopteri, Perciformes, Percidae.
UUGUAGCAUUUUAUUUAUUAACUCAUAGGCUAUUAACAACAUUAUCAUCCCAUUAGCAUCCUGGCUGUUUUCACUGCAGAUCUGAGACUCAUAGCCAGCCACGGGUGAUCAGGGUCUACCACAUAGGAGUAACAUGUACACAAUGUGUCAUGAUUGAAAACCAUGCUGUUCAGCAGCGGUGGCAUCGGAAAUGGACUGUACCAACAAGGAGAGGGAUGCUGGAGGAUCCUGGGCAGGACAAAAAUGUAAUUUCGCGAGGGAAACAUAUUUUUUGUUACUUAAUGUGAAAAUACAAACGCAUUGUGUUUACAUGUUGGGCAUUUAAAAUGUUUUUUUGCUGGCUGGCGAUUUCUGUAUUUUGCUCUCAUCUUUGAAUCACCCCUCCGGUGAAAGCCUUAGUGUCUGAGCGUGUGCUAGGUACUGUCAUCCUGCCUGACCGCCAGGUUUUUUGGAGAGAAGAAGUUGCAAAAGGGAUGUGACUGCGAUGAUGGCGCUGCAGCUGAAGAACGGGGAUGCAGCGUACUACCAGACUGCGGAUUACUGCAGAAAUUAUACUUCGCCGCCUGUCAGCUACGGUGACAGCAGGCAUUAUCUUGCCCGUUUGCCAGGCCCAGAGACCAUGUUGAAGCCUCCACUGAGUCUCUUCCGCCAUCCCCAGCAGCCUUUCCACCACAUGGAAUCUCUGCACCAGCUGGGACCUCCGCCAAUGGCGCCUACGCAGCCUCUCGGUCCACCACCCCUUGCCCCUGCUCAGGCGAUUGGACCCCCAACGAUGGUUCCAACCCAGACACUAGGCCCCCCUCCAAUGACUGCUACUCACACGUUAAGACAUCACCCCAUUACCCAACCACACAGCUUAGGCCCGCCUCCAAUGGCCCCAUCUCAACCACUAGGGCCUCCACCAAUGGCACACACCUUGGGUCCCCCACCUGUAGAUCACACACAAGCAAUAGUGCCUCCAACCAUGGACCUCAUACAACCGAUGGGGCGUCCACCUCUGAAUCCUGCACAAACACUGGUGCCCCCACCUGUAGUGGCGCACGGAGCCGGUCGAUUCACCCUCCCUCCCAGCCCCAUGUCCUCCCCUGUUGCUCCGGGCCCAGACCCUUCACACCUGCCCCCAAUGCCCCGAGGACCGGCCCUCAUCCAAGCCCCGAUGUCCUGCCUCAUCCCUGGUCCUCUCCUGGGUCAGGCAGCCCCAGCCAGCGAGCAGCCCCAGGAUGAGGGGUCUCUGCUUGGGAUGGAGGAGCAGGAAGACUCUCUGGGGUUGGGGGAACUGUGUAAACCACUGUACUGUAAACUCUGCAACGUUACCCUCAACUCUGCUCAGCAGGCACAGGCUCACUACCAGGGGAAAAACCACAGUAAAAAGUUGAGAAAUUUCUAUGCUGGCAGUCAACAGCCUCCAGCCAUCAGGAUUCCAGAAGUCCUUGAGGGGGCUGGCCAGACAUCCCUCAACUCAGGAUCAAACGACAGUGACGCAGGCAGGCAGGCGCAGUAUAAGGGGGCGACUCGGGUCAUCUUGGCCACAGAGAACGACUAUUGUAAGCUGUGUGACGCCUCCUUCAGUUCACUGGCAGUUGCACAGGCCCACUAUAAGGGCAAGAACCACGCCAAGAAGCUACGGCUCGCUGAGGCCCAACAGAACUCCAACAACAUGGAGGGCAGCAAUGAGGCAGCCCCAAGAAGAAACAGAAAAGAUGGCAGUGAGUACAGACUGGUGAAAAACCGCCGCAGCCCACAGCUACCUGCUUCCAUGCCAGGGCCGUACUACAACCCCAGACCGAGGCAGCGCAUCCCCAGGGACUUGGCCAUGUGCGUGACUCCCAGCGGUCAGUUCUACUGCUCCAUGUGCAACUGCGGAGCCGAGCAGGAGACAGACUUCAGGCAGCAUCUGGAGAGUAAGCAGCACAAAGCAAAAGUGUCGGAGUUAAGAUACCGCCACGAGAUGGAGAACCUUGGCUACAGCUAAGAAACACAAGGGAGGAUGGGGGAAGAGAAAAGACAGAGUGGGACAGAAUAGGUGGGAAGACAAAAAAAAAAAAAAAAAAAGAGAAGAGAAGACCAAAGUGCAGCAAAGCAAAUACUACCUGGUGUUUGAGGGGCAUAUUUAGUGAAGGGAUUAGCCCAAAUGGCCACCUCAAGACAUUGUUGCAAUUCAUUUGAUUUACUUACCAUGUAUGCUGAGAACAGGAAUUUGAGAAAAAUAUGGAUUUUUGACAUACAAGUAAAAAGAAAGUCUCUUUUUAUAGGCACUGAAUCAGAUCACAUUUUUGACCCACCGUUUUUUGUUGUACUGUUUGUGGUUCCUCUAAGGCUUUGAGUGGGUUGCAUUCUGACUCAGGAUACAGGUAAAUGAAUUGCAAGUAAAUCUUGAGCUUAUUCAGGCUACAGGAAGAGGACUAGUGGGGCACAGAAGGCCAACAUGGGACACACUUAGGAAAGACGAGGACAUGCAGAGGGUUCAAACAUUAAGACACAGUGCAAAAUGUUGAAAAUAGAGAGAAACCGGUUGGUAGAGGUAAAAGGACACAUAGAGGGAAACACUGGAAAAACUAUCAUCAUUGAGGACAAAGUUUGAGACAAAAUUCUUGAGUGUGAAUCAGCCCUGCAGGUAUUUUUGUACAGGCCCUAUAGCAGGGACUUCAGGGCCACGUAG